AUGCCUCAAAUCAAGCCUCUUCACGCCGGGAUUAUGACAAAUGAUCAAAAGAAAAAGCUGUGUGAGAAGCACACACAGUGUCCAAAGAUGAAGCAAUCAGAUCUAGCUAAAUGGGCAAAACAUACUUUCAAUCUCCUCAAGAUACCUGGGCAAACUACAAUCUUGGACAUCCUCAAGAAAAAGGAGAAUUAUUUAGGAAUGAGCUCAGCAGAACUCUCAUGUAAGCGACAAAGGAUAGCUCACCAUCCUGAGCAUGACACUGCCCUUGCCAACUGGGUUUUCCAGUGCAAGCAUAAUGGAACUCGCCUGACUGGUCCCCUUAUCCAGGCCAAGGCAAAAAUCUUAGCUGAUCAAAUGAAGAUACCUGAUCAGGAUCAGCCAAGCUUUUCCAAAGGUUGGCUUGAAAGCUUUCAAGCACGACACGGGUUUUGA
This is a messenger RNA of Melampsora larici-populina 98AG31, 432 nucleotides long. RefSeq lists its product as uncharacterized. The transcript has a single exon. The record is from RefSeq and is a predicted model, not a curated record. NCBI's taxonomy places the organism in Eukaryota, Fungi, Basidiomycota, Pucciniomycetes, Pucciniales, Melampsoraceae. Gene Ontology annotation, cellular component: nucleus. The coding region runs from base 1 to 432 and encodes 143 amino acids. Gene Ontology annotation, molecular function: DNA binding.